AUGGACGAAAUAACUCCCCAAAUCCUCCACACCAUCAAAGAAAAACACACAAUCCGCAUCGUCGUCGACGUCCCCACCCAUACCUUACCCCCGGAUAACAUCUUGAACGCCGCAUCCGACCUAAUAAAACCAUUAACCCAAACAUUGGAAAGUGAACACAACCACGCCCCCAAAACCCAUUUCCUAGCUGUAGACGUCUAUCCACGACACACGUACAUCGUGCUCGACAUCAACAACACCCGAUACGACUACAGCACCGCGCACCUAGCCGAGCAAAUGUUCCCGAUCCCGGUCUACAUUCUCCGGCGUUGCCUUUCGAAACGGGCUCCUACUACUACUACUAGUGGUGGUGAUGAUGAUGAUGAUACCCAUCGGUGGAUCUUCUUCCGACGCCCCGUGGAAGACCAAAGACUCGCCGUCACGAUUGCCGAGUUACAUCGGUGUAAUGGAUCAGACCCGACGCCGUUCCUGGCGGAUCAUGUCUAG
Messenger RNA from Aspergillus melleus, 486 nucleotides. RefSeq lists its product as uncharacterized. The transcript has 2 exons. NCBI's taxonomy places the organism in Eukaryota, Fungi, Ascomycota, Eurotiomycetes, Eurotiales, Aspergillaceae. The record is from RefSeq and is a predicted model, not a curated record. The coding region runs from base 1 to 486 and encodes 161 amino acids.